AAGCAUCUGGCAAACGACAUUCAGUCAAUCGAAUUCGAAGUCAAAGGUGGAUAGUAGCGUGUGUGAAAAAAAACCGUACAAAUAAAUAGCAGCAACAUGAAGUGUGCUCCAAUAAUUGUCGCAGCCGUGCUCACUCUUUGCUUCACAACAACAACAACUUAUGCCGAUUCUGUGUUGGAUAAUGCGGCGGCAGAGUCCACGAAUGAUGAGCAGCUCGAGACGGCAGCCAGCAGUUUGAAUCCACUGGACGAGACACAUAAGCAAGAAAAGCGUUAUAUUGGCGGCGCAUGGGAUCCAUACUCAACGCGUGUCGGCUUGGAUGGCGGUUCGUUGUAUAAUUCCGGUUAUGGUGGUUAUGGCAAUUACGCUGGUUACAGUGGUAUUGGUGGGCUCGGCGGCUAUGGUGGUUACGGCUCACCCGGCUAUGGCAACUAUGCUGGCUACGGCACUACUGGCUACGGUCCCUAUGGCGGUUAUGGCAGCCCUUACUCCUACUACAAUGCGCGCUUCGGUAGUGGUUAUCCCUACUCGCGUUUGGGCUACAAUUACCCCUCCAACUAUUACAGUGGUUACUCGAACAGCGUGGUAGGCGGUGGCCUGGGCGCUCUUGGAGGUGGUGUAGUGCCACCUGUAGGUGGCGUUGGCAUCAGCACUGGCUAUCAGUAUGGGCCGGGCGUCUCGGGUACCGUCUACUAAAAGCCAAUAGGGGAACUCGACCUAUGAGCGAAAGCGGUAGUUGUACGAAAACUCAGACAAGGCUGAGUUUGUUAUGGAAGGCUGCCAAAUAAAUUUCGAUUUUGUAAUGCAUACUGAUUAAUAGAAUAAAUUAAAGGAAUAAAUAUCAUAUAAAAAAAACUGAAUGGAUUUUUGUCCAUUUGGGUGACUCGGCGUACUACGUUAGAUGUUUAUGUAAUAGCAAAAGAGAUUGCAAAUAAAGUUCGG
Anastrepha ludens (Mexican fruit fly) is the source of this 942-nucleotide messenger RNA. RefSeq names its product claw keratin. The record is from RefSeq and is a predicted model, not a curated record. Bases 97 to 696 code for a protein of 199 amino acids. The transcript has 3 exons. NCBI's taxonomy places the organism in Eukaryota, Metazoa, Arthropoda, Insecta, Diptera, Tephritidae.